GUCUGUUUUAAACUGACCAAUCAAUGGUAUUAUAAUAAUUAGUUAAAAACAACGUUCUGCUGCAAGUCGCCCAAUAAAUGACGGAUUUUCCGCGAGUUUCUCAGUUUUCGCGGCUCCGGCGCGCGCUGAGUCCCGUCAGGCUUCUCUGAAGCGGAGCGCGCGCCGGCGGACCGUUUAACGUAACUAACGGUCAUUCGCCUUUCGCCUUCUUACCGAGUGUUUUACUGUAACAUUGGAGGGUUCAGAAAUCCUGCCUGCUCGUGAACACAUUUAGUGCUCUAAGUUCUUUUUUUCCCCAUCAUAUUUAUUUAACAUCUAUGAUGUAUUAAAACACCGGCGUUAGAUACUGUAGUUAUCCAUCGUCAGCGCAGGGCUUCUCAAACACUAACUGGUUUGAAGUUUCUCGAACCUUCUUCAAGUUCAACUACAUUUUUACAAAAAAACGAAAACAGUUUUCUGAGUUCACCCGUGGUCCUCGUGUUUGUUUGAAAUUUGGAGCUGCAAAGAGAAGCAAAUAUAAUCAGAAAAUGUCCAGCCCAUUGGAGAGGGAGACCUUGCUGGUGGCAAAGGAUUAUGUGGGUUUCUGCACUGGGAUCCGGCAAGACCCUCCAAGCGAGUCAGCCAAAGCCAUGAGACAACUGGCGAAGCAAACGGAGAGGCAACAUCGGUCAACAUUUCAAACCUUAGUGCAGAACUUCUUGGACAACUCUGAACCCGACUUCCUGACCAGUCUGAAGCAGACCAUGGCAGCGCUGGCGCAUGACGGACAGUUGAACUGGGGAAGAGUCGUAGCGCUUUUUGCAUUCGCAGGAAUGCUAGCGAGCGAGCUCUCAUCCCGGGGAGUGGACGUCAGCAACAGAAGGUUAGCGGAGACGAUCGCUCGCUACCUCAGCGAGGAGCACGGAGAAUGGCUUCUGCACAACGGUGGCUGGGUCGGCUUCCUAUCCUUUUUCCACAUGGUGAGAGGUGCGGACUUGGGGUUGUUCCUGAGGAACGCUUUCUUUGCAGUCUCCGUUGCGAGCAUUGCAGGGAUAGCCGCCCUUCUUCGCCCUGGAAGACUUCCUCUGGGGUCCUUGCUUCGGCUGUUUUUUGCCUGAAGGAUCAUGUUCUGAUCCUAGCAAAAGUCAAAUGUAUUCGUUGUCAUAAUUGUUUGUUUUUUUUUUUUUUAAUUCUUGAUUUCUGACCAGUUUUGGAAUUUUUUAUGACGUUCUAGUUCCAGCUUUAACUACUAUGGUCAAAAUCAGCUGGCAUUAGUCAAGCAGCUUUCCUGUAUUUUCCCUGCAGAUGUAUAUAUUUCUUCACUUGUUAUUCUUUUUGAUUUAAUUAAAAAAUUAGCCCAUUAAGAGACUUGUGUGCUCAU
Messenger RNA from Scleropages formosus (Asian bonytongue), 1360 nucleotides. Its product is annotated as anti-apoptotic protein NR13-like. Gene Ontology annotation, molecular function: BH domain binding. Bases 528 to 1097 code for a protein of 189 amino acids. The record is from RefSeq and is a predicted model, not a curated record. Gene Ontology annotation, biological process: release of cytochrome c from mitochondria; extrinsic apoptotic signaling pathway in absence of ligand; regulation of apoptotic process. Gene Ontology annotation, cellular component: mitochondrial outer membrane. The transcript is spliced from 3 exons. Lineage: Eukaryota; Metazoa; Chordata; Actinopteri; Osteoglossiformes; Osteoglossidae.